UCAUUCAUAAAUUAGAAAGCCUCCCUUAACCUUACAAUCUUCAUACCUCAUUACUCCCACAUACACUUUCAUCAUCCACCCUUCUCUCAAUGGAAGCAAGCGCCGGCCUCGUCGCCGGUUCUCAUAACCGGAAUGAACUUGUUGUCAUCCAAGGCCAUGAAGAGCCAAAACCAUUGAAGGAUCUGAGUGGACAAGUUUGUGAGAUAUGUGGAGAUGAGAUCGGACUUUCCGUUGAUGGAGACCUGUUUGUUGCUUGCAAUGAGUGUGGUUUUCCGGUGUGCCGUCCUUGCUAUGAGUAUGAAAGGAGAGAAGGCAGCCAAAACUGUCCUCAGUGCAAGACCAGAUACAAGAGGCUCAAAGGGAGUCCAAGGGUGGAGGGAGAUGAUGAAGAAGAAGACAUUGAUGAUAUCGAGCACGAGUUCAACAUGGAUGAUGAGCAGUAUAAAAACAACCAUGUUGCUGAAGCAAUGCUUCAUGGGAAAAUGAGUUAUGGACGAGGUCAUGAUGAUGAAGAAAAUGCUCAUUUUCCUCCUGUUAUAGCUGGUCUUCGCUCUCGACAUGUCAGUGGGGAGUUUCCAAUCUCUGGUAAUGGAGCAGAUCACAUGCCUACACUGCAUAAGCGUGUGCAUCCAUAUCCUACGUCUGAGCCAGGAAGUGCAAGAUGGGAGGACAAAAAAGAUGGAGGAUGGAAUGAAUGGAAACUGCAACAGGGGAAUCUGGGGCCUGAUCAUGAAGAUUAUAAUGACUUGGAAAACGCCAUGAAUGAUGAAGCAAGGCAACCACUAUCUCGGAAGGUACCCAUUGCAUCUAGCAAGAUCAAUCCCUAUCGUAUGCUGAUUGUUCUUCGGCUUUUUGUUUUGGCUAUGUUCCUUCGAUAUCGUAUCCUGAACCCUGUCCAUGAUGCCAUUGGGCUCUGGCUGACAUCUGUGAUUUGUGAGAUAUGGUUUGCCUUCUCAUGGAUCCUUGAUCAGUUCCCAAAAUGGUUCCCCAUAGAUCGAGAAACAUACUUAGAUCGCCUCUCACUCAGAUAUGAGAAAGAAGGUGAGCCAAAUAUGCUUGCACCCAUUGAUGUCUUUGUCAGUACGGUUGAUCCGAUGAAAGAACCUCCUCUUAGUACAGCCAACACUAUUCUAUCUAUAUUAGCAAUGGACUAUCCAGUUGAGAAGGUCUCAUGCUAUAUUUCUGAUGAUGGAGCUUCAAUGCUUACCUUUGAAGCACUCUCAGAAACUGCAGAAUUUGCUAGACAAUGGGUUCCUUUCUGCAAGAAAUUUUCCAUAGAACCUAGAGCACCAGAGUUUUACUUUUCCAAUAAAAUUGAUUAUCUCAAGGACAAGGUCCAACCAACUUUUGUGAAGGAGCGACGAUCUAUGAAGAGAGCCUAUGAAGAAUUUAAGGUUCGGGUAAAUGCACUAGUGGCAAAAGCCUUGAAAGCGCCUCCAGAAGGUUGGAUCAUGCAAGAUGGAACACCAUGGCCCGGAAAUAAUACAAAGGAUCACCCUGGUAUGAUUCAAGUUUUUCUAGGACAGAAUGGAGGACAUGACACUGAAGGAAAUGAACUUCCCCGUUUGGUUUAUGUCUCUCGUGAGAAGAGGCCCGGCUUCCAACAUCACAAGAAAGCUGGUGCAAUGAAUGCCUUGGUUCGUGUCGCUGCAGUUCUAACGAAUGCACCUUUCAUGUUAAAUUUGGAUUGUGACCACUACUUGAACAACAGUAAGGCGGUUAGGGAAGCAAUGUGUUUCUUGAUGGAUCCACAAACUGGAAAGAAAGUUUGCUAUGUUCAAUUUCCUCAAAGAUUUGAUGGCAUAGACAAGAAUGAUCGAUAUGCCAAUAGAAAUACAGUGUUUUUUGAUAUUAACAUGAAAGGACUAGAUGGAAUUCAAGGACCUGUCUAUGUGGGAACAGGAUGUGUCUUCAGAAGGCAAGCCUUGUAUGGUUAUGAACCACCUAAACGUCCAAAGAGGCCAAAGAUGGUAAGUUGUGCCUGCUGCCCAUGUUUUGGUCGCCGCAAGAAGCAUCAAAAGUCCAAACUUAGUGCAAAAGGAGAUGCUAACAUAGACGUUCAAGGUUAUGAGGACGAUCAGGAGCUCCUAAUGUCCCAGAUGAAUUUUGAAAAGAAAUUUGGACAGUCAGCAAUUUUUGUGACUUCAACCUUGAUGAUUGAUGGAGGGGUUCCUCCCUCAUCAAGUCCAGCAGCACUCCUGAAGGAAGCCAUUCAUGUCAUUAGCUGUGGUUAUGAGGAUAAAACAGAAUGGGGUAUCGAGUUGGGUUGGAUUUAUGGAUCAAUUACAGAGGACAUCCUAACAGGAUUCAAGAUGCAUUGCCGUGGUUGGAGGUCAAUAUAUUGCAUGCCGAAAAGACCUGCAUUUAAAGGGUCUGCUCCUAUCAACCUCUCUGAUCGGCUUAACCAGGUGCUUCGUUGGGCCCUUGGUUCUGUCGAAAUCUUCUUCAGUCGGCACAGCCCAUUAUGGUAUGGGUAUAAAGGAGGAAAACUAAAGUUUCUUGAGCGCUUUGCAUAUGUAAACACUACUAUCUACCCCUUCACCUCCUUGCCAUUGCUUGCCUAUUGUAUACUUCCAGCCAUCUGUCUGCUCACUGGAAAAUUCAUCAUGCCAACGAUUAGCACUUUUGGAAGUCUUUUCUACCUUGGACUCUUUAUGUCAAUCAUUGCCACUGGAAUUCUUGAGCUCAAGUGGAGUGGAGUUAGCAUAGAAGAAUGGUGGAGAAAUGAGCAAUUUUGGGUCAUUGGUGGAGUGUCAGCACAUCUGUUCGCGGUCAUACAAGGGCUUCUUAAGAUUUUGGCUGGAAUUGACACUAACUUUACAGUCACAUCAAAGACUGUUGAUGAUGAGGAUGAAUUUUCUGAACUCUAUACCUUUAAGUGGACAACUCUUCUUAUUCCUCCAACCACAAUCUUAAUCAUCAACUUAGUAGGAGUCGUUGCUGGAAUCUCUGAUGCCAUAAAUAGUGGAUACCAGUCAUGGGGACCUCUCUUUGGAAAGCUUUUCUUCGCGUUUUGGGUGAUUGUCCAUCUCUAUCCAUUCCUUAAAGGUCUCAUGGGGAGGCAAAACAGGACACCAACCAUUGUUGUCAUAUGGUCAAUUCUAUUGGCCUCUAUAUUCUCCUUACUCUGGGUGCGGAUUGACCCGUUUGUUGUAAGAGCAAAGGGUCCUGAUACGAAGGCAUGUGGACUCAAUUGCUGAAGUUGUAGUUUCUGUAACAGCCAUUGCAGUGUUGCACCACGAAAGCAAUGACAGUAGUGUAUUGAUUGGGUCAUGUAGCACCAAAUAUUUUUGUCAGCAGAAGUUGUGUAAAUUUUAUACUUGGUUUUUUUUGAA
This is a messenger RNA of Beta vulgaris subsp. vulgaris (sugar beet), 3335 nucleotides long. RefSeq names its product cellulose synthase A catalytic subunit 7 [UDP-forming]. Gene Ontology annotation, molecular function: cellulose synthase (UDP-forming) activity. NCBI's taxonomy places the organism in Eukaryota, Viridiplantae, Streptophyta, Magnoliopsida, Caryophyllales, Amaranthaceae. Gene Ontology annotation, biological process: cellulose biosynthetic process; plant-type primary cell wall biogenesis. Gene Ontology annotation, cellular component: plasma membrane; trans-Golgi network. The record is from RefSeq and is a predicted model, not a curated record. The coding region runs from base 90 to 3200 and encodes 1036 amino acids. The transcript is spliced from 13 exons.